This is a messenger RNA of Periophthalmus magnuspinnatus, 3112 nucleotides long. RefSeq names its product mediator of cell motility 1 (gene memo1). Lineage: Eukaryota; Metazoa; Chordata; Actinopteri; Gobiiformes; Gobiidae. The coding region runs from base 393 to 1286 and encodes 297 amino acids. The record is from RefSeq and is a predicted model, not a curated record. The transcript has 9 exons.
CUCAGUUAAAGCUCUGAUCGUCGAGCUCUGCUUCUGACAGCUAACAUUGGCAUUUCGGUCUCGCUUCUUUUGCAUUGGCACUUAAAACACGUUCGUAUUUUUGUGCCUUUCAACAUUUUGCGAUUACCGUAUCUAGAAACGCUUCAGUCGCUGGCGUUUUAUAAGUUUUCUCCGGCUAAAUACAUGCUAACACGGAGACAGCCCACACAGCCAGCUGACGGGAGGUUGUUAUAAGCCGAAGCUGUGCUACUACCCUUUGUCUGUAGACUUCAAACAAGUUAACAACGAAGACCUGGCUCUUCCUCUCGCUUUUGACAACCCGAGUCAUUUCUUUUGUUUUAUUUCUCCUGAUAAAAGUGAAGUAAAGCAAGAUAGGCGGCUGGGGAACCAAGAUGUCGAACCGAGGGAAUUGCAGAGACGCCAAACACGCCGGGGCCUGGUACUCUGCUUCGGGUGCUCAGCUUAAUGCACAGUUGGAGGGUUGGCUGUCCCAUGCUCACUCCUCGUUCAGACCUGCUCGAGCCAUCAUUGCACCGCAUGCUGGGUACACCUACUGUGGUGCCUGUGCAGCACAUGCCUACAAGCAGGUCGACCCUUCUGUAACUCGUAGGGUGUUUAUUUUGGGACCCUCCCAUCAUGUGGCUCUGUCCCGCUGUGCAUUGUCUCCUGCAGAAGUCUACAAAACUCCUCUGUAUGAUCUACGGAUUGACCAGAAGGUGUACGCUGAGCUCGGGAAAACUGGGAUGUUCGACCGAAUGACUCAGAAGACCGAUCUAGAAGAGCACAGUAUUGAAAUGCACUUGCCUUACACUGCUAAAGCCAUGGAGAGUCGCAGAGAUGAUUUCACAAUUGUUCCUGUGCUUGUGGGUGCACUGAGUGAAUCUAAAGAACAGGAGUACGGGCGCCUGUUCAGCAAAUACCUGGCUGAUCCCACCAAUCUUUUUGUCAUCUCAUCUGACUUCUGCCAUUGGGGUCAACGCUUCAACUACACAUACUAUGAUGAUGCACAAGGAGAGAUCUAUAGAUCUAUUGAGCAUCUUGACAAAAUGGGGAUGCGCAUUAUAGAGUCAUUGGAUCCAAUCCUUUUUACCAACUACCUGAAGAAGUACCGCAAUACUAUCUGUGGACGGCAUCCAAUUGGAGUGCUACUAAAUGCUGUGGCAGAGCUGAGAAAGAAUGACAUAGACAUGAGCUUCACUUUCUUGAACUACGCACAGUCGAGUGAGUGCCGGAGCAUGGAUGAUAGCUCUGUGAGUUACGCCGCCGGAGCGCUCGUAGUCCAUUGAGGUCAAAGGUCGUAGGGGCCUCAGCAGCGUCGCCACUCGACCCUUACGAUCUAUUGCCAUAUCCCCUCCAAAUACCUGCCCCGCCCCAGCUGCACCUAUUACUGCAGAACGGACCUAGACACUCAAAGCCAAUACAAUCCCACCUCUGUCCACCUUUCUACUCUCUCCUCUCAACUUGAAGUGUGCUGGAGAUCUGGAUUGAAGUAUUUAGUUUGAAGUGCAGUUUUGAGAUUAUGUAGGCUAUGGUUAGAGGAGUUAUGAAGAGUAGGUUUAAUUUGGGAUUUUGGAAAACCUCAGAUUAUAGCAAGGAACAGAUGUUUUAUCCCCUUUUGUUUACAUGAAAGAAGAUAAAUACGUUGUAAAUCUAACGUUUACUUUUACUCUAAGUAAGCAGACCUUUUGUAAUUUGAUUCAGUAAGGCAAAAAAAUUAAAUGGCAAAUUUCUGAAAACAAUUGAAAAUGGUGCCAGAUAAAAAUGAUUGAGGAGGUGAAGGCUUUUGCGGUUUGUCAUAGGUAACAAUCUCCAUAUAGCUCUUUAUAUAUUAGUUGCUAACAAAGGGCUGCAACCAACAGAACUUACUAACCCCCCGCUAUGUAAAACCAAAAACAUUACAUAUAUUAUACCCAAUUUAUUAAGUUUAGCUCUUGUUUUAAAGUAUUUUAUGAGAUGUGGUAGUAUUUACCAAAACAGUUUUUGGAUUUUAAAGGCAGAAGUGUCACACAGUUAUUUCUCAUGUACAACCGUUACCUACUUGUAGCAUCCUUUACAUUUGAGAUUUAUAUUGUAUAGUCUGCAGCUCUUUCGCCACUGCUGGACUGAAUUUUAGGUGAAAGUUUACCAAAAUGGCACCUACAGUUUAGACUAACAAAUAAAUGCAUAAAAUUUUCCAGAUUUUAGGCCACAAAAUGUUUCCUUUCAGUCCAGGCACAGCUUUGAUGGGCUACCCAAAACUAGUUAUUAGAAUUCACUAAUAAGUUGGUAAUAGGAUUUGAAUACAUUAUAUAAUAAAUUUACUAUUACAUUGAUAUGAUCAUUUUCAAAUAUUUCUCUACAAUUUGCAGUAGCAUUUUCAGGUUUUGAAGAGUAGGCAUAAGCAGCAACAGCGCACAAUGUUAAAUGCUCCUCUGGUAUAUUGCAGCCCUCUUAAGUGGCUCUGCAGCAAAAAAAACAAAGUGAGUGAAACGGAAAGGCUGUUACAUUUUACAUCUGGCUACAGUACUUUGGGCCCGCUUGACCUCUAAUUUAAAGGAAACUAGUUAAGCAUGACACACUGUGCUAUUGUGCCUUUUCUCACCGUUGCACAUAAACAUACAGCAUAUUAUUGUCACGUUUAAGUCUUAUAUUAGAAUGUGUACUCUAAGUUUCUCUUCCCAUCUGUGGGUCCCCCCCCAUGCUUAGUUCACCCAGCUCGUCCAGGCUGUGUGACCCCUCCUAUCCCUCCCUCCCCCUAUUCUUACCCCCUCCCCAUCGGUCUAAAAUGGCACCAACUGUUAUCUCCUGUCUCCAGCAGGGAGUGGUGUUCGUUUUGUCCACCUCACCUCAUUCCUGUAGAGGCAAAAGCUGAAACCUCAAUACUGUUCAUUUUCUGUUUUACAAAUCUUUUUUUUAUUUGGAAGUUGUUUUUGUAUUAUUAUUUUCAGUUUUUGCUUAGAGAAUGGGAACUUACACAUCACAUACAUUAAAAAUAUAAAAAGAAAAAAAUGACUUACUGCUCCCUGAAUGGAGUUUUUUAUCUCAGGUUCCACUGACAAAGCAUCCCAAAAGGCUCUUAAGAAAAGGCCGAAGAUUCAUGUUACAAAAAAAGUAAAAUGUACUGAAAAACAAA